Messenger RNA from Lucilia cuprina (Australian sheep blowfly), 2060 nucleotides. RefSeq lists its product as uncharacterized. Gene Ontology annotation, biological process: cilium movement; outer dynein arm assembly. Gene Ontology annotation, cellular component: cilium. Lineage: Eukaryota; Metazoa; Arthropoda; Insecta; Diptera; Calliphoridae. The coding region runs from base 144 to 1877 and encodes 577 amino acids. The record is from RefSeq and is a predicted model, not a curated record. The transcript has 5 exons.
CACAUAUUUUCUAUUUUUUUUACUUUUUUAUAAUUUUUUUAUAUUUUUUUACAUUUUUUUAUAUAAAAUAGUAUUUGAAGAUUUUUGGCAAUAUUUUAGACAAAAUAUCUGGACUUGGAUUUAAGUUAAAAUUUCUAUAAAAUAUGAAAAUGAAAAUAAAAGAUAAACAAGUCUUAGUCCUUAAGCCUGUACGUCCAAUACCGGUGGGACAUCAUGGAUUUUUCGGUAAAGCUUUUGUUAAACAGCAUAUGAUGAUCGAUGAACGCUGGACUCCCGAUUCACUGACUCAGGAGUUUGAAAAAAUGGGCACGCUGUUGAAAAAACAUACGAAAUUCAAUGCUUUGGAGAACAAAGUAAAACAUAAGGCAUCGGUCAAGACAUAUCAUACGUUGCAGAAACAAUGUCGAGAAGGACGUUCACAUUUAAAACUUCUACAGACGGGAGAUCCCCAAAAGAUUCGGAAUAUAUUCAAGGAUCAUCGCUACAUGCAGCGUUUGUAUCAGAAAAUGCCUUUGCACUUGGCAAUAGAAAAUAUUAAUCAGCGAACAUUUGUCAUGCGCAAAGAACGUGAUCGUUUGGAAUGUCGCUUAGAGAAACUGAAAAGUAUCUAUGAAGAAAAACUAUUGGAAAAAGGUAGUAUGGAGAAUCGAAUAACUUAUGAAAAUGAAUUUAAGUUGGAGGAGGAGUUACGCAGCCGUGAUUUAGAGAAAAAACUGGGUAAUUCUGAAAUGCGCCUUAAAGCGGUAAUGGCUAUAAAUUCUACUUACAAAAGGAUAAUACAGAUAUUACGUCACGAUCAAAUCUUCUAUGAACCCAUAUUACUCUCUUUGGAUAGAGACAUUCAGGAUCAGUCGCAAUUUAUAAAACAUAUUUUACAAUUGGGCUCACCGGCUCUGAUGCGUUUUAAGGAAUUGGGAGAACAAUAUAGAAUAAUAGAUGACAGGGCUCGUAAAAGUAGUCGUAUGAGCAUACAACAAUGUAGCAAUUUUCGUAAAAUUAGCACCAAACUCCAUCACAGAGAACCCAAACAUCAUGAUAUUGCUUAUAGAGUAAGACGUUAUGUUAGGGAAACUAGAAGUAUGCUGGAUUUGAAAGCUAAAUUUGAAGAAGUCGAAGAGGUUAUUAAGAAGAUAAAAAUUGCUACUUUAUGUUCUCAAGAAGAAGAUAUUUAUCCAAGAAUCAAAUAUCAGAUGAAUAAUAAUACAAAGUUGAAUUCAAAAAUAGAAAACGAUAUUUUGGGGCACGAAGUAUUGGAGACGAAACAAAAAUUUGCCGAUGUAUUACAUGGGGUUUUAGUUAAUAAUUUAUCUGAGGAGGGAAUCGCUCGUUUGGAAAAAAUCAAACAACUUAAAGAAGCUAUUAAAAUGGAGGAUGAUUUUCAAGAGAAGACAUUGGCCCACAUUAAAACGCAUUCCGACUGUUUUGUCUUAUUACGAUAUACUUUAUGGAAUCUUCAUGACAUAAUGAAAUACGUAGGACAUAGAAGAUUACCAAAACUUAAAUAUCCUGUGGAAUAUCUCAAAUUACCUCUGCUAAAAUAUGAAAUGUUAACAUCUAAAGUCUGUGCUCCCGAUCCUUUUGAGGAGAAUGUGUCGCAAUUAUUGCAUAUAGUUAAAUCAAAACUUAAAUUAUUAAUGAAUGCUUUUGGCACCGAUUUGUCACGUGACUCUAUAAAUGUUCUUAAAAAUACUUAUUGUAAUGAAAUGUUAAGUGGCGUCGAUAAUGAUUCACAAAUUAUACAAGAUUCACGUUUUAAAAUUCACGAAGAAGAUGAUUUGAUAGAAGAAGUGAAAUCGUAUCAAAAGAUUUUAAAUCGUCGUCAAAUUAAAACGGCAAGUGCUCGUCUAGUGGAGGAGUGUAUAAAAAAGAAUGACUGAAGAAACCUAAAUGAAACAUAAUUUUUCUCAUGAUUUAUUGAGGGAAAUGUGAUUCAUUUAGGGCAUCUUGUUGUUACGUACGUUUCUUAAAAGAAUCUAAUGAUUCGAAACAUAUUUAGAAGUUUUAAUUUAAGUCUAAUACUUGUGUAAAUUUUAAUUAAUAAAUUAAAAAAUUUAAAAAUA